UCCCUCCAGCCCAUGGGAUCAGAGCGUAUGGAGAUGCGAAAGCGUCAGAUGUCGGUGCAGCAGGAGUCGAUGGCGGGUGGCACGGCACCGACCCAGCAGGACCCUAACCAGAGCCAGAACCAGGGGAACCAGAACCAGGGGAAUCAGAACCAGGGGAACCAGAGAGGGAACAACGCCUGUUGCUUCUGCUGGUGCUGCUGCUGUAGCUGUUCCUGGAACGAGGAGCGUGAGGAGAGGAACCGCCGGGCGUCCUACGACCUCAAGGCUGAGGGAACGGCCGACUGCGAGGACAGCCCCCCUCCCACUCUGGAGGAGGUCCGUUCCUGGGCCCAGUCGUUUGACCGACUGAUGUCGUGCGCUGCUGGCCGAGUGGCGUUUAGGUUGUUCCUGUGUACAGAGUUCAGUGAGGAGAACAUGUUAUUCUGGCUGGCUUGUGAGGAGUUCACCAAGGAAACCAACAAGACCUCCAUUGAGGAGAAGGCACGGAUCAUCUACGAGGACUACAUCUCCAUCCUCUCACCCAAAGAGGUGAGUCUGGACUCCCGUGUUCGGGAGGUGAUCAACAAGAACAUGUUGGAGCCGUCGUCCCAGACCUUCGUUGAUGCUCAGGUGCAGAUCUACACGCUGAUGCAAAGAGACUCCUACCCCCGAUACAUGAACUCCCCCGCCUACAAGAACCUGCUCAACUCCCUCUCAGAGCAGGCCCCUGAGUUCUAACUCAGCACUCUCAGAGCAGGCCCGUGAGUCCUAACUCAGCACUAUAAGAGCAGGCCCCUGAGUCCUAACUCAGCACUCUCAGAGGAGGCCCCUGAGUCCUAACUCAGCACUCUCAGAGCAGGCCCGUGAGUCCUAACUCAGCACUAUAAGAGCAGGCCCCUGAGUCCUAACUCAGCACUCUCAGAGCAGGCCCCUGAGUCCUAACUCAGCACUAUAAGAGCAGGCCCCUGAGUCCUAACUCAGCACUCUCAGAGCAGGCCCCUGAGUCCUAACUCAGCACUCUCAGAGCAGGCCCCUGAGUCCUAACUCAGCACUCUCAGAGGAGGCCCCUGAGUCCUAACUCAGCACUCUCAGAGCAGGCCCCCGAGACCUAACUCAGCACUCUCAUAGUAGGUCUCCGAGUCCUAAGUCAACACUCUUUGUUCUAGAGUCUUAGGUGACAACAAACCUGGGAUCGUCUCUCUUUUCUCAUUUCCAUUUGGUUUGAAUGUUAGUGAAGAGAAGGGGUGGCCAACCUUCCUCCUGGAGAGCUAUUACGUGUGCUAUAACUGUCUGCACACCCAGUAGCUCUCUAGGAGUGUAGAGGAUGUGAAGCGGGCCUCUGACCUGACCUGGCCCUGUCCCCAUGACCUGGCUCCGCGCUACAGAGACGUCACCUGACUAAAGACACUCAGGGUUCUACUGUCCGAGAAGUCUACUCGCCUAGGGCUCUACUAUUCUGAAGGCUCUAUUCUACUGGGCUCAGCUCCUCUGAGGGUGAGGGCUCUACUCUCCCGAGGGCUCUACUCCCCAAGGGCUCUAUUCCACCUAGGUCUCUACUGUCCUGAGGGUUCUACUCCACCUAGGGCUCUACUGUCCUAAGGGUUCUAUUCCACCUAGGGCUCUACUGUCCUAAGGGUUCUACUCCACCUAGGGCUCUACUGUCCUGAGGGUUCUACUCUUCUGAAGGCUGUACUCCCCUGAGGGUGAGGGUUCUACUCCACCUAGGGCUCUACUGUCCCAGCUCUCUAUUCCACAGCGGCUCUACUCCCUUAAGGCUCCAUUCCCCCCAGGGCUCUACUCCCUUAAGGCUCCAUUCCCCCCAGGGCUCUACUCCCUUAAGGCUCCAUUCCCCCCAGGGCUCUACUCCCUUAAGGCUCCAUUCCC
This is a messenger RNA of Oncorhynchus nerka (sockeye salmon), 1863 nucleotides long. RefSeq names its product regulator of G-protein signaling 20-like. Bases 13 to 717 code for a protein of 234 amino acids. The transcript has 4 exons. Lineage: Eukaryota; Metazoa; Chordata; Actinopteri; Salmoniformes; Salmonidae. The record is from RefSeq and is a predicted model, not a curated record.